AGUUAAAAAGACAGUACAGGAGAAUUAUGACUAUUGUCACAUUGUAGAGCAAUUAACACAAAUCACGGUCACAACAGACGAAGUAGCUGAAGACCGGGUUUGUACAUUAUGCAUUAGUAAAUGGAACAGCCAUGUCUCUUUUUGCAAAGAGGAAGAGGAGAUCGAGAGAAGUCAGACGCGCGGUCUUUCCUGACGAUGUCAAGGACGGAUUGCAAACGCUGGGAAAUGAGAGCACACGUCCUCCCUCCUCUGUUGCCAAGUCCUGGGAGCGCCGUGGGGACGGAUUCAGGGACUGCCCUGUUGUCGAGGGACAGAAACUGGGCAGUUCUGGAAAGAAGUUAAGAGCUGUGAGGCAGUUGGUUCAUUCUUCAUUCUUAGCUAAAGCUCAAGCGCAGCCGGAGGACCCCGUGCAUAUUGUGUGGAGCUCCAGCGACAGUGAGCUGUCCGAGGGGGAGAGCCAGCGGCCCGUGCCCCGAAACCGCUCGGGUGGGGCGCGCGCUGCCGUUGACGCCUAUGACAGAUACCUGCGUGCGGUCCGCACGGCAGCAGCAGGCCCUCUCGAAGAUGAGCUUCAUAAUAUUGACUGGGACACGGAGAGUGACCAGGAGUAUGCCGGUAGAGUGGAAGAAGGAAAUGUUGCGGAAAUAUCAGAUGGUGAUUCAAUUUCUGAGGAGCAGUCUGUCCCUACAGUCCUCAAAUGUCAAGAUCAUGCUUCAGGGGUCGCUGAGGCCGAGAUCUCCGAUUAUUCCUCCGAUGGGGAGAGUGUGGUGUCCCAGCUGCACGCCGGUCAAGCCCCCCCGUCGGUGAAGCCCUGCCAGGCCGGCGGGAAGUCGGCCAGCGCCUGGAUCAGGUCUGUUCAGGCUCUGCUGCAGACGCCUCAGAAACAGGAGGACAGAAGCUUCAAGACCCCGGAAGAUUCUGCCAAAAAGAAAAAUAAAUUUAUAAGGGGAGGCCUGGCGGAGCGGCUUCACCAGCUGCUGAGCAGACAGAGGUCUGCUGUCAGUUUCUGGAGGCAUCACUUACCCUCAGGCAGUGAAACCUCAGCAGCCUGCAGACCCGGGGUGCUGGUCCUGGAGGUGCUGACGGCGGAGGAGCAGUGUUCCGUGCAGGUUGCCCUCUGCCAGCCGUUGGAGCCGGCCGGCCCAAAGGGCGCGUCCCCGGCGCCUCCUCCCGCCGGCGGGGCCCCCCUGCGGGUCCUCUUCAGCCGGGACACGGCCGCCCGGCUGGCGCCGAGCCCCGGAGACAUCGUGCACGUGUCCCCCCCGUGGCAGAAGCUGAUGAUUGAUGGGGAGAAAAAUCCUGUCAUCCUCAACACUUACUUCAGCCAGAAAGUUGUUUCCGUGGAAAUGGGGGAGAACAGGCCCAAACAAAGAGAGACAUUCCUGAGUGAAAAACCCAUUCCCUACUCUUUAGUACGAGUGUUCAACCUGACGGACGAGAGUGAAAACCUGACAACAAGGGACCUUUUCUGCAGGCAGCAGGUGCCCCCGGCCUCCCCGAAGCCCCUGCCCUCUCCGGCAUCCCAGAGGGAGUGUGAUCCAGGUGUGUCCGACUCGCUGCUGGACGUGAUCGAAGGCCAGUGGGCAGCCGGACGGCUGGGGAUGGAUGUCAUUGUAGUGGUCCAGAGAGUCUACUGGCUCCCCUUCAGAGAGCUUGCAACUCCACAGCUCCUCAAGGACAAGGCCCUGUCUUCAGGGCCUCGUCAGCGCACUGCCAGGCUGUGCCUCCUGGUCCAGGACAGCUACGGGACCUUCAGCGAGGUGCAGCUGAGCCCCCUCCGCUCCCCGGGGCGAGGCCUUCGGGACCGGGACGGGGACCGCGGCCGCGAGUGGGAGGGCAGGUCCUGCGUCCUGAGGGGCGUGAAGGUGGUGCAGAGGAUGACCCGGGGCAGGUCGACAUGGCUUUUUAAUCUGACUGACAGUCUGUGGCCUCCAGUGGUACCUCUGAAAGUGCAUGGAAAAAGCCAAGAUAGUCAAGAGGACACUAGAAAUCUCCCUUCCCCCAGUUUCUGUUAUGUGCUUUCGGGCUGGAGAGAGGAGGGCGCUGUGGAGGUGAUGCAGGAGGAGGCUGUGCCUGGAUUGUACCUGCCUCCAGUAGUGCACACUCUCUGUGAGAUUCUGCAGCGUGUCCCUGAUAACAACAGAUGUACUUUCUCUGCCACUGUAAUAUACAAGAGACUGCAGAGCCCAGAUCUGGAGCAGAGCGAUUUCUGGCUGUUCGUGACUGAUGCCAGCCUGCAGUCUGAUGUCGAAGACGGUCUUUGGUGUCGCAGAACGGUGCCGGUCUGUGUGACCACCUCUUGCGUGCUCGACUCUGCUUUGGUACAAGUGCUUAACAGUGACACUGCCUGCACGCUCACCUUUAAAGAUGCUGUGAAAGAAUGCGAUGCUAUCUUGUGUGUGGAACGCACAGUGCUGCAGCUCGAGCCUCUGCCCCUUCUUGGGAGUGUUGAUGGCACGGUGAGCCCAGGUCAACUGCCUGAACCAGUGAAACUGGAUGAACUGGAUCUGACAACUAAAGCCAACUCUCUGUGUGUGGUGAAAGGAGUUGUGACGGCGGUUGAUGAGAGCACAGCCUAUUCUUGGCCUGCGUGCAGUUGGUGUGGAAAUGAAAAGUUAAAACCAUCGGAUAUGGAACAGCAAACAGUUUACUGUGAUCUUUGUCGAACCACAGUGGAGAGACCUGCCAUGAGAAUGCACCUUGAAGUCUUCCUACACUGUGCUUCACACAGCCAGUGGACCGUAAAAAUUAAGCUUCUGCAAAAAACGAUCGAAUCCCUACUGAGGUCGGCUGAUAGUGACAGCGAGGGCUACAAGGUGGAGAGUGUGCUGGGGAAGGAGUUGGGCCCUCUCACUGGUUACGUUCGUAUUGUCACAAAGAAACCGGCUGCCUGGAUUGGACUGGAAGAAAUUCGUUUCUGCGGAAGUGUGACAGAAAACCUGUGCUGAACCAAAGGCAGAACGUCUCAGAAGCUCAGAAAUACCCUCCUAUGGCUCCUAAGACUACCUCAGUGUUCAUGUUUGGUCAUUAAGUUUGUUUGCCAGUUUGAUGGCACUUGGGUUUAUAAAAUAUAAAUGUAGCUUUGCAGGUGGUCCUGAAAUAAAACCCAUGCAGGAUAAGCCACUGGAUAAAUUGAGGCUCUGCAGGUAAAAACAUCCUGCUGUCUAGAUGAGCACCGACCUCGCUCAUAUUCAGCCCCAGGAGAGGAGACAUCAGCCCCGCUCAUGGCUGUGCAGCGCAAAAUGAUCUUCAGAUCACAGGCCCGCCAGACCAAGUUCCAGCUUGAUUCCAUGUUAUGUGUUCGGACACUUAACUACUAACCCAAACAUGUUGGUGGUUUCCUUUAUUGUUAAGUUCUUAUUAACUCUCCCACUAGAUUAAAUAUUUGAAGUGGAAUUGAUAAACUUACAUUCAAUUAAGGGGCCAGUAUAUUGUGUCAGAGUUUAAUCUGGAACGAAAUUGGGGUUCAGAUGUUGGCGGUUAAGGGGACCUGAAUUGGAAAGCCCUGAUGUAGUGCAAUUUCGAAUAGGUGUAAAUAACUUUUUUUUUAUAUUCCAUGAGAAUUGUAUUUCUUUAAAACAUGGUUUGUAGCUUCAGCAAACAGUAGUAUAAAUAAAACAUGUUUGUGUCUCUUCA
This is a messenger RNA of Lepisosteus oculatus (spotted gar), 3636 nucleotides long. It is a transcript of the gene spidr, whose product is annotated as scaffold protein involved in DNA repair. Gene Ontology annotation, cellular component: nucleoplasm; nuclear chromosome. Lineage: Eukaryota; Metazoa; Chordata; Actinopteri; Semionotiformes; Lepisosteidae. Gene Ontology annotation, biological process: regulation of establishment of protein localization to chromosome; double-strand break repair via homologous recombination. The record is from RefSeq and is a predicted model, not a curated record.